AUGAAAUUACAAUUCUUAUCCACUCUUCUACCACAACAGGAAGGUUCAAAUAAGAUCUGUUCCUUGGCCUGUACACCAAAUGGCGUCAAACUGGCAGUUGUCGGACGGGAUCGCAUCAUCACACUGAUUGAUGAAAAGGGCGACGUUAAGGAUCGUUUCAACUCAAAACCAUUGGACAAUAAGUACGGUAAACGAUCCUACAUCAUUAAAUGUAUAUGUUUCUCACCGGAUUCAUCAAAACUCGCACUAGGACAAUCCGAUAACGUGGUAUAUGUGUAUAAAACAGGAGAAACAUGGCGACUGCACCACCCCACCACCACCACCAUCAUCACCACAGCAGCAACAGUUGUCUUCACCAUGAACGAGAAGAAAGUGAUAGUGAAUAAACUACCGCAAACAGCCGCCGUUAACAUCGUUCAAUGGCCGUUUGAUGACAAAUUAUUGAUCGGACUUGCCGACGGGAAAUUACGUGUUGGAAUUUUAAGCAGUAAUAAAUGUACAUCCUUGUAUAAAACGGAUGAAUCGGUGGUCAGCAUAUGUGUAAACCCACGAAAGACAGCGUUUGUCUCUGGACAUCAAGAUGGAUCCAUAAUUCACUUUACGUUCAGUAGUAAAAAUCAAGUGAAAAUAUGUGCUGUACCUGGUGCCCCAUUCUGUUUGGCAUACACAGCUCAUGGGAUUCUGGCUGUGAGUGACCGAAGAGUAUUUUCAUACACAGAAAAUGGCAUAGUUCAACAACAAUUUGACUUCUCGUCUCAAACAGAAAAAGAGUUCUCUGCUAUCACCACUGAUUCAACUGGAAAUAAUGUUGUUCUUGGCAGUUUUGACAGGCUACGGCUUUUCUCGUGGUCAUUUCGUCGUGGUGCUUGGGAAGAAGGGAACAAUCUCGAUAUUCACAAUCUAUAUGUGUGUAGUGCUCUUGCGUGGAAAGCUGACGGUUCUACAGUAUACUGUGGAACUCUCUGUGGCGGAGUAAUCUCUGUUGACUGUUGUCUGAGAAGAGGAAUACUAAAAAGUCGUUUCGAGACCACCUAUGUCGCCCCAUCACAUGUUAUCGUUCGUGACGUCAUAUCAAAUACAAAAACUAAUAUGAUAUCGCAAAAAGGAUAUGCUAUUGACAACUUAAAGGUGAUGGGAAAAGACCGGUAUAUCGUAGCUUAUACAGCGUCGUCUUUGAUCGUAGCUGAUAUUGAAUCAGGUCUUUCAUCGGAAAUCGAAUGGCAAUCGGGUGGAAAUGAAAAGUUUUAUUUCGAUUUCGAACAUGUUUGUAUAAUUGUGAAUGCUGGCGAAAUAACAGUAGUGGAAUAUGGUCUCGAUGGACCGUUAGGCUGGGUGAGAACAGAACUUACCAGUCCUCAUUUAAUAAGUGUAAGCAUUGCAAAAAGUCCAACAGGAUCGCAACCGUUGAAGAAGAUCGCUUAUCUUACCGAUCCGACAUCUGUUGCGAUCAAAAAUCUUCUAAACGAUGAAACGGAAGCGGUUGUCAAUCAUACGACUGUCAUUGAUUGGUUAGAACUCAGUGAAAGCGCCACAAAGCUUUUAUUUCGCGACAAACGAUCGAGAUUAACACUUCUGGAUGGGACCCGCCAAACAACAUUGCUCAACUUCUGCACGUAUGUCCAGUGGGUGCCCGGAAGCGAUGUGGUCGUCGCGCAAUCGGGGAACACCCUACAUGUGUGGUAUAAUCCAUCAAUACCAGAUCAAGUAACUACGGUUGCUAUUAAAGGUGAGGUGGAAGCUGUUCUACGAGAUGCAGAAAGGGCGGAAGUUAUCGUGCAAGAAGCUAAUGCAAAAGUUGCGUAUGAACUGGAUAAUGUCCAAAUUGACUUUGGAUCAGCAAUCGAAGCAGGUGAUCUGGCAAAAGCAGCGGCAUUUCUGGAUCAUUAUAGAGUUGCUGAUGACUCUUACACAAUGUGGAAUAAAGUCGCACAACUAGCUCUGGAUCAAUGCAACUUCUUCAUAGCUCAACGAUGUUUUGCUGCACUCGGUGACUUCGCACGAGCUCGAGCAGUUUUUAAAAUAAUGGAACUCGCAGAAAUUGCCGCCAAAGAGUUAGGAGGCGAUGGUACACAAUUUUAUAAAGUACGAGCAAGUGUAGCACAGCUAAGGCGAAAGUUCAAGGAAGCGGAAAAGAUCUAUUUGGAGCAUAAUGCUGUUGAAGAAGCAAUUGAGAUGUAUCAGUCCUUACAUAUGUGGAACGAAGCUCUCGAACUAGCUAAAGCGACGAAUUAUGUUGGAUACGAGCAACUGAAAGCCAACUAUUAUCGAGCACUUUUUGACACAGGACAAGAUGCAAAAGCAGCAGAACUUAAAAUCGCAGAUGGUGAUAUUUCUGGGGCUGUACAACUGUACAUGAAAGCAAAACAACCAGUUCAAGCCUUAUCAACUGCCCUUACGGAUUCAACAUUGGCUAAUGAUCAUCAAUUGAUGUCCUCAAUUGCCUCACAACUUAUGCAAUCACAAAUAUACGAUAAGGCCGGAGAACUCUACGAACACAUGAAGGAUUUCGAGAAAGCACUAGAGUGCUAUGUGAACGGGAAAGCUUUCAACAAAGCUAUCCAACUGGCAAGAUUUUCUGCUCCUGAACAAGUUGUAAAACUGGAAGAAGAUUGGGGCGAUAACCUUGUUUCCGAAGGACAACAUGAUGCUUCUAUCAAUCAUUUCUUAGAAGCUAACAGUCUUGCGAAAGCAGCAGAAGCGGCCAUACAAGCGAAGGAAUGGAGUAAAGCCGUGCAAAUUGUGGAUGUGAUCCAGGAUUCACAACUUGCCAGCGAUUUCUAUGGACGUAUUGCUGCACAUUACGCUACAACUGAUGAGCUUGAUAGAGCCGAACGUUUGUAUCUGGAAGCAAAUCUCCAGAAAGAAGCCAUUUCAAUGUAUAUCAGAAAUAAUCGUUGGGCUGAUGCGUAUCGUUUAUCCGAAGAAUUCCUUGGCAAAGAGGAAACCUUCGCCCUCUAUGAAGCAAAAGCAGAGGAACUCGAACAGCAAGGCCGAUACGCUGAUGCAGAACAAUUGUAUGUUUCUAUUGGAAUGUCGAAUCGAGCUGUUCUCAUGUACAGAAAUGCGGAACGUAAUGAUGAUGUUAUUCGCCUUGUUGAAAAAUAUCACGGGGAACAUCUACAGGAUACUCAUAAACGACUCGGAAUGGAACAUGAGGAACGAGGAGAUUUGCGUUUGGCUGAGGAAGAAUAUCUAAAAGCUGGAGAUGUUAAAGCAGCGAUCAAUAUGUACCGAGAAAAAGAGAUGUGGACGGAUGCGUAUCGAUUAGCAAGAAGCGAAGGUGGUGAACAGGAACAGAAGCAGGUGGCGUUACUAUGGGCAAAAAGUCUUGGUGGCGAGGCUGGUGUGAAGUUACUAAACAAGUAUGGAAUGCUAAAUGAGGCUAUUGACCAUUUCAGUGAAAUUGGAACCUUCGACUUUGCGUUUGAACUUGCUCGACUCGGGGCGAAAGAGAGGUUACCUGGAGUUCAUAUGCGUAUGGCAGUACAAAUGGAAGAGGAAGGACGUCUUGAUCAAGCUGCUCAUCAUUUUAUAGAAGCCGGAAAACCAUCCGAAGCCGUCGCCAUGUACGUUCAUGAAGGAGAUUGGUCAAACGCUGAACAAGUGGCAAAGGAACAUUGUCCAGAAUCUCUUCCGGAUAUUUACAUAGCGGAAGCUCGGAAAGCAUUAGAAGAAGAGAACAAUGCUCGAGCAGAAAGUUGUCUAUUGAGAGCUAAUCGACCUGAUAUUAUCCUUAAGUUCUACCAAGAAAAUGGAAUGUGGCCGGAUGCAUUACGUAUUGCUAAGGAGUAUUUACCACACCAAUUGCUACAACUUCAGGAAGAAUUCGAGCAAGUGGAAUUGUUAGGAGGUGGUCGUGGUGUGAACUCACUUUUUGCUCAAGCACGUGCUUUUGAAGAACAACGAGAAUGGGCAAAAGCAGUUCAAACUUACUUAAAAGUAAAUCAAUCAACCACGGAUGAUGAAACAUUGAUCGAUAAUGCCCUUAUGAAAAGUGCUGAUCUUGCGUUACGAUUCCUAGCAUCUUCGGAUGAAGAGAUGGUGAUGAAGGUGGUGGAUGCUCUAGAGAUGAACAAAUCCUAUGAAAAAAUGGCUGAAUUACUGUUAGCAAUCGGACAAAAUCGUCAAGCUGUAGUGUCACUUGUUCGAGCUCAACAAUGGUCAAAAGCUAAACAGGUAGCAGCAGAAUUCGUUCCUGAAAUGGUACCCGAUAUCGAAAAUCAAUAUAAAGAAUGGCUAACCCAGGAAGGACGUGUCGGCGAAUUGAUUGACGUGGAUGUCAUCUCUGCAAUUGAUCUAUUGAUAGGUAAAGGACAAUGGGAGAAAGCUCUAGAAACUGCACGUCAACAAAGGCACAAACCACUUCUCGACAAAUAUGUCGCGCAAUAUGCGGCUGAGUUACUGUCUCAAAACGAUAUCGAAUUAAUUGUUAGAGUUUUUGCAAAAUAUGGUGCAUCAUCAAAUCCUGCUAAUUUCAAUAUUUACAAAGCAGUUGUGGAUAAGACUGUCGCGCAGUCAUUCGCCACUCCUUCGGAUGAGGUCGCUCAAUUGAGUCCUGUUCGUGAUCUAUUCCUCUCAGUCUAUGAACAACUUGUAAAAGAAAAUUCUGAGAGUCGAUAUAUAUUCGAGAGAUAUGUCCAUGCACUCCAUUUGAUGACGAUAAGAAGUGCAAUGGAGGACAUUCAAUCAGAAGAUUCGCAACAGCUUCGAUUGCAACAGUCCAUUUCCUUACUUCGAUACUCAGACCUCAUCCCAGCCGAUCGAGUAUUUUUUCAAGCUGGUAUUGCCGCCAAGGAUGCUGACGGUGACUAUGCACCACUUGCAUUUUUAUUAUUGAAUCAUUAUCUUGACUUGGUCGAUGCAAUUGAGGAGGGAGACGCUUCGUUGGUAGAUUACUCGGCUUUCGAAGGAACAGACAUUCCAUCUGAAGUGCCACUUCCUGAAAAACCUUGGGUUGAGAGUACAAUACAUGAGGAAAUAAAAGAAUGGGUAUUAGCCACUUCGGUAGAUGACGGUGCAAAUCGUGACCUCAAAUUCGACUCACGAGGUCUUUUUGAAGCGACUAUAGAGGCAAAUGGCGAGAAAUGGCCGGAGUGCAUAAUUACUGGAUACCCGAUCCUUAGCACUCGGGUGGAUUUCGGUGGUCUUUGUGCGGACAAAGACAAUCUCAAUCGAUUCUUAAUAGCAAUCAAAACAAGUCCAACUGAUCAACUGAUUAAUGUACAAGAAUUCAUGUCAAGAUGGGCAGGUCAACCACUGAAUAUGUCACUUUGA
Molecule: messenger RNA, 5274 nt
Organism: Necator americanus (New World hookworm)
Lineage: Eukaryota; Metazoa; Nematoda; Chromadorea; Rhabditida; Ancylostomatidae
Exons: 47
Coding region: 1-5274 (1757 amino acids)
Biological process (GO): intraciliary transport
Cellular component (GO): ciliary basal body; axoneme; intraciliary transport particle B
Molecular function (GO): protein binding
Source: RefSeq, a predicted model, not a curated record